Eucalyptus grandis is the source of this 345-nucleotide messenger RNA. Its product is annotated as chaperone protein dnaJ 11, chloroplastic. The record is from RefSeq and is a predicted model, not a curated record. Bases 1 to 345 code for a protein of 114 amino acids. The transcript has a single exon. NCBI's taxonomy places the organism in Eukaryota, Viridiplantae, Streptophyta, Magnoliopsida, Myrtales, Myrtaceae.
AUGGCAGCAUCCGCGUCGUCUCUGUACGAGGUUCUCGGGAUUCCCACGAGCGCUUCGUUCAACGAUGUCAAGGUCGCUUACAGGAGACUGGCGAGAGUAUGCCAUCCCGACGUCGUGGGGAUGACCCAUAAAGAAACGUCGGCCACUGAGUUCAAGAAGAUCCAUGAAGCAUACUCGACUCUGUCUGAUCCUGACAGGAGAGCAAACUACGACCAACAUCUUUUCAGGCGUAACCGGCCAUACGGGUCGUCCCUCAGUUCUGCGACGAUGGCGGCGGCCGCGGCGUCAAUGUCCCAGUUUUCGGGGUAUACUUGCAAGAAGUGGGAGACCGAUCAGUGUUGGUAG